AUGGUUGGAAUAAUUACUCAGAGUUCCAGUUUUAACUCCUUCUCUUCCAUUUGCUACUGCUUUGUUGCCAUGGGGAUACAUUCAUAUUCAAGCUACAAGGCAGUGAAACGACAGAAAGACGCCAUAUCCAAAGCCUGGCCCGGGGGUGGCGGGACCCCCAGUGAAGCGACACUGCUGCUGGGUUCAACCAUAGUAUCUGUGCUAAUGAUGCCCUUCUUCUGUAUAACCUGCUUCAUCAAGAUCGGUAAUCUGGCUAACGAUGGGGUCAAGUUGGGGCGGGAUCAUGCUCUGGGCUACAUGAUGGAUACAGCGCCGGAAAUCAACGAUAAGCACGAGGGCCUGAGAAGGAUUUGGAGGCACUUCUGUCCGUUGUCGCAAACAUUACAUCUGGUGGCCGCGUUUCUACUCUUGAUUCCAGAGACUUUGCUCACGGCGGUCGAAGUCAAGUUCGGGUACAGGUCUUCUG
Candidula unifasciata is the source of this 466-nucleotide messenger RNA. Lineage: Eukaryota; Metazoa; Mollusca; Gastropoda; Stylommatophora; Geomitridae. The record is from the annotation of a GenBank genome assembly.